AUUAUUUACUGGCUACUUGUAUAGAAAUGGAUUCUAUUUUAAAGAGAAGUUUUAUUUUAUUUUUGUCAACCCAUUUCAAAUCCGAUUGGCAGUUGUGGCUAAUGUCAAACUUCCAAAUAUGCUCUAAAUAAGAAUAUCGUAUUAAUCAAUUUGCAUCACAUAUAUAUAAGUAGUUAUAUCCAACCAGAUCCAGUGGGAUUUUAAUAGUUUUUAUAAAACCAAUUUCUUAUAUAUAUUCCGUUUAUAAAUCUGAUUGAUACCUGCAAUUCAAGCUUUGACUAAAACACCGUCCGUGUUCGACAAUACAGAGUCAGAGCAAGGCGGUAGCCACGACGGUUAUUGAAUUUCCCGCCACGGCCAAAGACGGCGGAAGAUGGGCGAUUUACUCGAUUGGAUUAUCUCCUUCUUAUUCCUCGUUACCCUUCUCAUCAUCGUUAUCUACCAGCUGACAUGUUUGGCGGAUCUAGAGGCUGAUCACAUAAACCCUUACGAUUCAUCUACCAAAAUAAACCGGGUUAUUCUACCGGAAUUUGGUUUGCAAGGACUUCUAUGUGUGUAUUAUGUCUUAACUGGACAUUGGUUCAUGGCGAUUUUGUCUCUUCCUCACCUUUUCUACAACAUUAGAUUAUACAUGAAAAAGGAACAUUUGGCAGACGUUACAGAGAUGCACAAUACAAAUAAAGGGGAGCAAAAGAAACGACUUUACAAGAUUGCUCACAUCGCUCUCUGCACUUUUAUCACAUCUUAUUGGCUAAUCCACUCGGCGUUGGGAGACAUCUAAGGCUUAAGAAAUCGAAUGACCAACUUAUAUUUCUUACAUUUUAGUCACCGGUUCUUGAUGCAUUUUGUUGACCACGACAAAUCUUUUAUGUAGUUCCUGAUUUUUAUGAAUUUUGUUGUCUUAUUAUCUCUUUGGCUUUCUUUUUCAGUUCAUUAUACGAAUCGUAAAGAAAUUGAUCAAUUGCUUAAACUUUUGAAACUAAUGUUGAAACAUUUUUCGGAAAUAAACUCUUGACCCUUGGAA
Raphanus sativus (radish) is the source of this 1024-nucleotide messenger RNA. Its product is annotated as protein cornichon homolog 5. The record is from RefSeq and is a predicted model, not a curated record. Gene Ontology annotation, biological process: vesicle-mediated transport. The coding region runs from base 374 to 781 and encodes 135 amino acids. NCBI's taxonomy places the organism in Eukaryota, Viridiplantae, Streptophyta, Magnoliopsida, Brassicales, Brassicaceae. The transcript is spliced from 4 exons.